Messenger RNA from Cadophora gregata, 626 nucleotides. RefSeq lists its product as uncharacterized. The record is from RefSeq and is a predicted model, not a curated record. Bases 72 to 503 code for a protein of 143 amino acids. The transcript is spliced from 3 exons. NCBI's taxonomy places the organism in Eukaryota, Fungi, Ascomycota, Leotiomycetes, Helotiales, Ploettnerulaceae.
AUAGUUUCUGUAAUAGAUCGUAUUCUGGAACUGAUCCGCCUUGACAGUGUUCAGUACUUCUAUUCAACAGGAUGUUGUUCAAUAUCUUCACAUUGGGAGCUUCCAUACUCGUGGCCUCAGCUACAGCAAGCGAGUUCUUCUGCGGAGUGAACACUAAAGGAGGAUGCUGUGCUCAGUUUUUCACAAACACCUUUGAUCAAUACGCUUCUGGGGUCGGAUGUGAGUUUGCAAUUUCAAUAAUACCAUCAACAUCGACAGUUGGUGACACUGAAUGGAGCUGCAAUGAUGGACUCAACCCAGGAUGCUGUAGUCUGGACGGAGUGGAUAGACCACCAAGUCCUUGGUGGUGCGACUUGAGACUUCACGCAAAAGACGGCUCCAUCCCAAUGUCACCCACAGCUUCUAGCUCUACAACUCGGUCCAGCUCAACUACUUCAUCAAAAAUUUCAACCUCGACGACCAUCUCAACAACGAAGAAAUGUACCUCGACAAGAAGAUGGUAGGAACCAGUUGCAUGGGCAAAGGGGAGUCAAAGUCAACCUCAGAAGCAAAUAUUUAAUCUCUUGAAGUGUUAUCAUGAAUAAAUUACUAUUUGGGCAUGAAUUCAAGCAUUGCACGAGCUUGGC